CCCCCUCCCCCUCCCCUCCCUCCCUCUGGCGUGCAAUCAUGUUCAGACGUUCACUCCCAAAGCCAUCCACUGCGCUCGCCUCUCUCCGUUAUCUCAGGCAACUCAACCUCCGCUCAUUUCACAUCUCUCCUCUAGUCCACAGCGCCCCCAAUGCCCGUCCUUCAAACCCCUUCGCUUCCCCCACAGGGCACGCCCAUGCCGGUGGCACGCUCUCCUACCCCUCCUCCUCCCUUCCUCCUCGCAAAUCCUCAUUCCCAACAGAGUACGUCCCUUCAGGCAAAAAAACAGCAGCGAUGGAGCUCGUCAAGGACGUCUAUACCGAGAGUGAGGCCACGGGUCAGAGGACGAUGCAUGAUGUGGAUGCGUUCUUGAAGGAGAACGAGAUGACUAUUAGGUUGGGAAAUGGGCACGAGCCUGGAGGCGCGACGGAGCUGAGGAAGCCUGUGUUGACCUUUGAAGAACUGGAAUGUAUACCCCAGGAACUGCACAACACCCUCCGCAAAACCGGCUUCCCGACUCCAACGCCCAUCCAAGCCCAAACCUGGCCCAUCGUCCUCUCCGGAAAGGACCUAAUCGGCGUCGCCCAAACCGGGUCUGGCAAAACACUGUCCUACAUCCUCCCCGCCAUCGCUCACCUGCGAGCUCAGCCUUCCUGGCGUCCAGGCCAAUCUACUUCCUCCGGCUUCGGUAUCUCUCCCUCGGCGCUUAUACUGGCGCCUACUAGGGAACUGGCAACGCAGAUCGCGGCUGAAGCGGGGAAGUAUAUGCUGAGUUGUAGGAUGGCGGUCGUACCGGUUUAUGGAGGGGCGGAUAAGAGGAUGCAGAUGAAUAAUUUGAGGAGGGGCGCAGAUGUGGUCGUCGCUACUCCUGGAAGGCUGAACGAUCUGAUCCAAUCAAACAUCCUCAACCUCUCCCGCAUCUCCUAUCUCGUAAUGGACGAAGCCGACCGUAUGCUCGACAUGGGCUUCGAGCCCCAAAUCCGGCAAAUAGUCGAGCACCUCCCCCCGAACCGCCAAACCCUGCUCUGGAGCGCCACGUGGCCCAAAGAGGUACAGUCUCUUGCUAGGGACUUUAUUAACCCGGGGGGGCAUGUGCAUGUCACUGUGGGCUCGCAUGAAUUGGAGGCGAACAAGAACGUCCUCCAGCGGACAGAGCACGUCGAGUCCUCCGGGAAACCCAUGGCGCUGCAAAACCACCUCGUCCGUAUCCUAACCGCCCAAAAACAAGCCAAAAUCAUCAUCUUCGUCGGUACCAAACUGACGGCGGAUAUGCUCCAUCAGGGCUUGAGCCAGGGGGGUUACCCGGUGGUUACUAUACAUGGGGAUAAGACGCAGGAUGCGAGGGAUAGGAGUAUUGGACAUUUUAGAGCUGGCAAGGCGCAGGUGCUUGUUGCUACGGACGUUUGUGCGAGGGGGUUGGACGUAAAAGACGUCCACACAGUAAUAAACUACGACAUCCCCAACAACCCCGAAGACUACGUCCACCGAAUCGGCCGCACAGGGCGCGCCGGCUCCAAGGGCGAAGCGCUCUCUUUCCUCACGGACGAGGACGCACCCCGCGCUGAUGGGCUUAUCAAAGUGAUUGAGAGCGCGGGUCAGGAACCGGAGAUGUGGUUGGUGCAGAUGGCUAGGGAUGCUCGGGGGAAUCGGGGAGGGGGGGGGCAGAGACAGUGGGGUGGGGGGUAUAGGAGGCAAGGGGGUGGGGGGUACGGGGCUGGGAGACAGGGGGGUGGUGGCGGUGGAGGGUAUGGAGGGAGACAGGGCGGUGGGUAUGGGGCGGGAGGAGGAGGGUAUGGGAGAGGCAGGACAGGCGGCUCCGGUGGAGGAGGAGGAGGGGGGGGGUAUGGCGGGAACUGGUAACUGAUUCCUUUUCCUGCUUGAAGCUUCCAGCUCCCUGCCUUUCGCUUCGGAGCGUCUUGCUUCGAGCUUCCUGCUGAGCGUCCUGCGGCUUGCUUCCUGCGUCCUGCUUCAGAACGUCGAUCUCUUGCCUAUCGUAUUCGUUCCGUCCUACUCUACCUUCCUAUUUCCCAUGUCCUGUGUCAUGUCGCGUCUUGCAUCCUGUCCUGUCCUGUCCUGCCUUUCUCGCUCGCUCGCAUGUCUCUACCGCCCAUCUCACCUUGACUGCCUACCUACAGUACCUACGAUCACCUUCGUACCGCCCCGUAUCGUGUCGUCCUCCGUAUCGUCCUCCGUAUCGUCCUCCGUAUCGUCGUACUACGUACUGCCAAAACCUUCUGGAUAGAUAGAGGGAAUGUAAUCUCCGCCUUCGG
Molecule: messenger RNA, 2269 nt
Organism: Dacryopinax primogenitus
Lineage: Eukaryota; Fungi; Basidiomycota; Dacrymycetes; Dacrymycetales; Dacrymycetaceae
Product: DEAD-domain-containing protein
Exons: 4
Coding region: 39-1859 (606 amino acids)
Cellular component (GO): nucleus; ribonucleoprotein complex; cytoplasm
Molecular function (GO): RNA helicase activity; ATP binding; RNA binding
Source: RefSeq, a predicted model, not a curated record